Molecule: messenger RNA, 2123 nt
Organism: Nothobranchius furzeri (turquoise killifish)
Lineage: Eukaryota; Metazoa; Chordata; Actinopteri; Cyprinodontiformes; Nothobranchiidae
Gene: zc2hc1a
Product: zinc finger, C2HC-type containing 1A
Source: RefSeq, a predicted model, not a curated record
CUUGAGUCAUAACGGUGAAACGUUACCGGAAGUGUAAGAACGAACGUUUUGCCGCUUUGGAACAGCACAGCAGCAUCAGUCAAGGGAAUGAUGGAAGAAUUUGAAGAUGGUGAAGCCCAUCUGUCUGAUGAUUUGACCCAGUGCAAGACCUGUAAAAGAUGGUUCUUCUCCAAAGUCCUGGAGAGGCAUGCAAAAAUUUGCCAAAAGUCAGCAGUUAAAAGAAGGAAAGUAUUUGACUCCAGCCGACAGAGAGCCGAGGGGACAGACAUCUCCACUCUGAAACCGAUCAAACCAAAGUCACAAAGCUCAGCAGUCUCAGAGAAAGCAGAACCUCCGAAGAAGGCAUCCAACUGGCGUAAGAAGCAUGAGGACUUCAUCGCCACCAUCCGUGCCGCCAAGGCCGUCACUCAGGUGAUGAAGGACGGGGGACCCUUACCCCCACCUCCUCCUCCUUCAUACGAUCCAGAUUAUAUUCAGUGUCCUUACUGUCAGCGGAGGUUCAGCGAGAGUGCAGCUGACAGACACAUCAAGUUCUGCCAAGAGCAGGCGGCUCGCAUGCCCAACAAAAACAAGCCAGGAGAAGCCAAGAAGCCUCCUGGCCGCACACAGUACAAACCUUCUCCUGUAAAGAAGGUCAACUCCUCUCCUGUGUCACCCAUCCCCUCAGCCUCUUCUCGUCUACCCCAGAGAUCAGCAGGACAGCUCUCCGGAAUCCCCUCGGGUAAGGUCUUCUCAUCAGGCUCAGUCAGGACUACUCCCUCUGGCCUCACCAGCCCACCAUCAUGUGUGGGCGGUAAGGCUCGGGUCGUGAGCUCUGGUUACGGAUCUACGAGGAACUCUCAGCUUGGAACAGGAUCCAACAAGAAGAAACCGGAGACCCACAUAUCAAGGGAUGACGGUGACUGUGGAGAAGAAAUUGGCAACGGUGGAACGAAGAGCAAGUUUUGUCACGCCUGCGGUACCAAGUACCCUGUUGUAUCUGCACGAUUCUGCUGCGAGUGUGGGGUCAGAAGGAUGCAUAUCUGAUUUAAAUUUAGAGGAAACUAGGGACACGCUUAAAAAAGGAUAGAAGAAUUUCACCAAAGCAGGAAAUACAUUUAAGGAAAAAAAAAACACAUAAUCUUGAAUUUCACAGAUCAGCCUCGUUUCCAUGCAGCUGAGGGCAGAUUAAACCCAGCAUUUUCACUGAUGCUAGUAUAAUAAUCCAAAACCUAACCUAAAAGUUGCUGAAUAGUUCUGUUUGAGCAAUAGUUGAAUUUUAGUGAUCUGGUUUAAUGUUAAACGUUGAUGGUUUGUUGUUUUGAUCAAUGCCAGCUCAGUGCUAGAUUUGCUCACAAGAAGCUGUUUACAGUCGCAGCCCAUCACAUAAAACGUUAGAAAUGUUAUUUCUACGGAUACACACUCAGAAACAGGCUAAUUGGUCCUUAGAUUCACAAUGCAUUCCUGACCUAAACAAGAGUGUGUUCCUAUUCAAGUGCAAUACAGUCAACUACUGAAGAAAGCAUUGUGCUUUUCCAAGUUUUAAUCUGUCGGAUCUUACAUCUUUUAAAGAUCCACGCUCCCUUUGUUCUUACUUUAAAGGCAAUUUUCCCAUCAAAUACAAAGUAGCAUGAGCUCUCUGCUUUAGAAAAGAAACUUUUAUUUUACCAUCCAGUUUUUUUGCUGACUAUGGACUGCACCUUUCAUUUUUUACAAAAAUAAAAUCUUUUUUUAUUUAGAGUCUUUGUGAACCAGACCAUUUGACGUUUUUCUGUUGCUUUUCUUGACUUUGUUGUUUUUUUAGUCAGUGUUCGACGUGUCUGUCAGAAGAAGAGUAACACUACUUGUGUUUGUAGUGUGGAGGAAACUCUGUCUAAACUAUUUAUGCCCUGACAAAGUUUAUUUACAUGGACUGAAAGGUUGCUUACAUAAGUAAUUUGUGUCAUUUUUAAUCAUUACUGUUUGUUUUUGUUUGUUGUUGAGGAAUAUGAAAUCUAUCCAGGAUGUAAAUGCGUUCCUUGAUGGAAAUUAUUUAAACAGAUAGAAAAGGCGUGCUUCCUUAAACAGCUGUUAGCCUGAAUGUGGCUUUAAUGUUCUUAACGCCAUGAAUAAUAACCAUCAAUAAAAUUCUAUGAGAAAACCCA